UCUUGAGGCGGCGCGCAGGCGCACUGGGACGGGCGGCCGCGGAUUCAUGUGGAGGAGGGACUUUUUAAAGGAGCUGGAACUGGACGUGUGAAAUGGCUGCAAAAGUGUUUGAAAGCCUUGGGAAGCUUGGCCUGGGGUUGGCAGUUGCAGGUGGAGUUGUUAAUUCUGCUCUUUACAAUGUUGACGCAGGCCACAGAGCUGUCAUCUUUGACCGAUUCCGUGGUGUCCAGGACGUAGUGGUAGGAGAAGGUACCCACUUCCUCAUCCCCUGGGUGCAGAAGCCCAUCAUUUUCGACUGCCGCUCUCGCCCCCGUAACAUUCCUGUGAUCACUGGCAGCAAAGAUCUACAGAACGUGAACAUCACGUUGCGGAUCCUGUUCAGGCCAGUGACUGCCCAGUUACCACGGAUCUUCACCAGUAUCGGAGAGGACUACGAUGAGCGUGUCCUGCCCUCAAUCACAACUGAAAUCCUCAAGUCUGUGGUGGCUCGCUUUGAUGCUGGAGAACUGAUCACUCAGAGAGAGCUGGUCUCAAGGCAAGUGAGCGAAGACCUCACGGAGAGAGCAGCAACCUUUGGGCUCAUUCUGGAUGAUGUGUCCUUGACCCAUCUGACCUUUGGCAAGGAGUUCACGGAGGCGGUGGAAAUGAAGCAAGUGGCCCAGCAAGAAGCAGAGAGAGCCAGAUUCAUUGUGGAAAAGGCUGAGCAGCAGAAGAAAGCAGCUGUGAUCUCUGCUGAGGGAGACUCAAAAGCAGCCGAGCUGAUUGCCAACUCACUGGCCACUGCAGGCGAUGGCUUGAUUGAGCUGCGCAAGCUGGAGGCAGCUGAAGACAUCGCGUACCAGCUCUCAAGGUCCCGCAAUAUCACCUACCUGCCCUCUGGACAGUCUGUGCUCCUCCAGCUGCCACAGUGAACCCAGCUCCGCAGCCAUAGCUAGUCUGGGCACCUCUACCUGCCAGAUCAGCCCUUUCCAAAAGAAUCUUUGCAAUUUUCUUCAUUGGUAAAAGCUGAGGAUAUUAAAAUUCGACCUAUUUCAAAUUCUUAAUCAAAAUAAAACUGAACACUCUUGACAACAGACCUGCAUAUCCCUCCCAUGUAUGGUCAGAGCAGAGGCUCCUCUGGCCAUUAAGCUAGCGUUGAGAAUUGCCCCUUUCCAGGCAGUUUGAGCAAUAGGAGCAGAGUUCUCAUCUGGUCACUCCUGGGACAAACACGGAGCACAGGUGACUCCCUGGCCACACGAGUGCUCUGUCAGUCAGGUUUCACGGUCAUGCUUCAGUGCCUUUAGGCUUGCUGAGCCAGAGUCAUUACAGACUUGCUGGUCCUGAACUAGAGAACAGGAACACUCAGGACUUGCUCUUCAGUUGAGCCAGUCUGUUCUCAGGUGUCAGCGGAGAGUAGGAGGACAUCUCUGCUGUUAGGGCAGUGGCUCUGCUGUGCCUGUGUGAACCACAGCACUGCUUGCUGGAGGCAGAGGUUGAGUGGGUUGUGGUUGGGGGUGAGAAUAGCAGCAAUUCACUUUAUGAAGUAGAUGGAUUUCAGGCAGAGAGAAGAUACAUCCUCUGCAGGAAAUACUUACCAUGCAUGCUGGAAAUGGGACAUCUCCACUUCUUACCCCUGUCACUAACACGCUGAUCUGUUUGUUGCCACUCACCCUGUUGUGCAGCAACAGUUCUUUCACCAAGGUUGGUAAAAGCGGGAGUUUGCCUAUUGCAAACAGCACCUGGAACAAAGAGGGGUAACUUGGUGCUCUGUGGCUCAGGUGGUCGGAGUGGGCAGAAUUCUCUGUUACAUCAAUGCUCUUAUGUAGGGAAUCUGAAUUGUGAGGAGGAUGUGAUGGGUUUGAGAUUGUAUAACCAGCCUUCAAUAAAUGUCACAGUUCCAAGUG
Molecule: messenger RNA, 1883 nt
Organism: Colius striatus (speckled mousebird)
Lineage: Eukaryota; Metazoa; Chordata; Aves; Coliiformes; Coliidae
Gene: PHB1
Product: prohibitin 1
Exons: 7
Coding region: 93-911 (272 amino acids)
Biological process (GO): mitochondrion organization
Cellular component (GO): mitochondrion; membrane
Source: RefSeq, a predicted model, not a curated record